Messenger RNA from Microsporum canis CBS 113480, 1383 nucleotides. RefSeq lists its product as hypothetical. The coding region runs from base 1 to 1383 and encodes 460 amino acids. The transcript has 3 exons. The record is from RefSeq and is a predicted model, not a curated record. Lineage: Eukaryota; Fungi; Ascomycota; Eurotiomycetes; Onygenales; Arthrodermataceae.
AUGGCCGUUUUUGAAGGCUUGUCUGGGGUAUGGACAGUUAUUUUUAUGUAUCUCAUUUGUUUCUUCAGUUUCACCGGUGCUACCAGCUUUCGACCACGCCAUGGCCAUAGCCACAUGCUCGAAAAGCGUGGAACUACCCCUAUGGGCUUUCAGCUCGCAGCAACCGGCACCUUGACAGGAGUAGGACUUACGUCUACCUGUGAGCAAGUUUUAUACCAAAAUAUCAACUGCAAUGCUUUCGUUUCGACUUUAGGGCAGAGAGUCUACCAUGGCUCGUUACAGGAUCCCUUGCUAACGGACUCUGUAUGCAUGCCUACGUGUGGUAAUGCUCUAAUGACGGCGCACAGACGAAUCCUCGGGGCAUGUGCCCAAUCGCCAGAGCUUGCUCCUGGUUAUCCUGUUGUUGCUUUGCUAGACAGAAUUCACACUGGCUGGAAUGAGACCUGUUUAAAGGACAAUAAGUCAAUGAAGUAUUGUAAUGACAUUAUUGAAUCCUGGCCCGCAGUUGAGGAGAUUAGCGAUAUGCCACGAGAUCAGCUUUGCUCAUACUGCUAUGGUGCUAAGCUUAGGCUCAUGCAGCAAUCACCAUACUCAGCUUAUGAUAAUUUGUAUGCGGAAAGGCUCGAUUUCGUGAUAAAAAGCUGCAAUCAACCGGAUUCUCCAACUAAGCCUAUUGAGAGCCCAGGAAAUACAACCUUACCGGAAGCGUGCCAUUCUGAUAGAAAGUACGUGACCCAACAAGGUGAUACUUGUGACAGUAUUGCUAGUAAAAAGGGGGUAUCUGCUGCAACACUUUAUUAUAUCAACUCUGGCCUUCGAAAUUGUGAUAGUCCCGGUGUCGGUAUCAACCUGUGUUUGCCGCAAUCUUGCAACUCGACGUACUCAGUGAAGCCAAAUGAUAACUGCGUGGACAUCGCUAUCAGCCACGGUACGGGAUGGAAGGAACUUGUUACAUGGAAUCCCGGCCUUGACUCCCUCUGUACUAAUAUUGUGGGUGCAAACCCAUCCUGGGGUACAUUCAUCUGUGUCACACCUCCAGGGGGCGCUUAUGAGGGCUUACCUCCUGGAAAUUCAUCGAACCCAGGCAAUGGAAAUGGUGGCGGGCCAGGGGGCUCCGGAGACGGAUACUCAGACGAUAUUGUUCCCGCACCAAAUGGAACUAUCGCAAAGGGCACCACGGACAAAUGCGGCAAUUACGUACAAGCCCAGGAUGGAGACAGCUGCGGAACGAUUGUGAUCCGUGGUGCAGUCCCUGUGGAUCUCUUCGUUGAUGUGAACCCCUCUUUGGAGUCUACUACAAGCUGCACCGCACGUCUCCAGCCGAGCGUCUGGUACUGUCUCAACCCAUUUAGAUAUUGGAAUACAACUGUGCCCGGGGUCUAG